AUGAGCGAUAAGAAAGACAUCCAUGAUGUGGUCAUUGUCGGAGGCUCUCUAGCCGGCCUGCUAAGCGGUGUCCUUUUCAAACGACGCGGCUACAACGUUACGAUCCUCGAACAGUUUCACUCUGAUAUCCGAAAAUCACAAGCUGCCGGCAUCGGUCUGACCGACCAAGUUCGUAAGCUGUUUAACAGUGCUGGAGUCUCUCUCGACGAUGUUGGGCCUCCGAUGAACCAAGUCCACUUUUACGACUCCGUCAAUGGCAAGCUCGAGAUCAAACGAGUUGAGCCAUACCCGGGCGUUAUGACAGGUUGGACUAUCUUGUUCUACAGACUGCGAGCGCAUUUCGACCGCUUCGUCACGCCGGUGUGCCCGCAACAAACCCCGAAUGCGUCAGAUUACCCUGACGAAGGCAAGGGGGUAUACAAAACACAAGCCAAGGUCACAUCAAUCGAGUAUCUGAAAUCCGAGAAAGUAGUUCUCGUGCACUACGACGACCUCUCUACAAACACUUCGCACACUCUGAAAACACGCCUCCUCAUCGGCGCUGACGGAGGUAAUUCGACAAUCCGCAAACUCCUCCUUCCCUCCCGUCCCGUCUUACGCAAGUACGCCGGUUAUAUGGCAUGGCGCGGCAUAAUACCCCUUAAUCAACUUUCUGCCCUAGCCAAAGACAUCUACCAGCCCGGUAUCGCGCCUGUGAUCGCCAACCCUGCUGUGAAGGCGUAUACCAUGACCUACCCGAUCCCCGCCGACGACGGGCGCUUCGGCGGGGACGAAACACUUGUCAAUUUCGUCUGGUACGACUACUGCUCCGCAAACAGCCCGGUGUAUGUCAAAUCUAUGACGGACGUUGACGGCAAAGUACACCGCUGGACGCUGCCGCCCGGGAAAAUGGAUCCGGAUGCUUGGGAAGCUCAACUCGAUGUCGCGCGUAAGACACUCCCGCCGCCGCUCGAUGAGAUAGUGGAGAAGAUCUCAGAUCGCCCGUUCAUCACAGCCGUCAGUGACUUCAUCGCGCCCGAGUGCGUGUUUCAUGACGGGCAUGUCGUACUGGUGGGCGAGGCGUUUUGCAUGGCCAGGCCGCAUUCCGGUAGAGCGACGAAUGAGGCCGCCCGCCAGGCGUUACAUCUUGUGGAUGCGGUGGAGGGGAAAAUUACCUGGAGGCAGUAUCGUACGGAGGUCAUGAACUGUGUGACAUUGAAUUUUUAUUAUUCGCGAAUGUUUGGACUGUGGACUUUGGGAGGUAGGUUUGCCCAGUUAUGGGCGGGUUUACAGUAUUGGUGGGUUGGCUUUCAGAUCAGAUUGUUGGAGAGAUUGUUUGGGAAGGUCAUUCCAUAG
Exophiala oligosperma is the source of this 1335-nucleotide messenger RNA. RefSeq lists its product as uncharacterized. The record is from RefSeq and is a predicted model, not a curated record. Gene Ontology annotation, molecular function: FAD binding. NCBI's taxonomy places the organism in Eukaryota, Fungi, Ascomycota, Eurotiomycetes, Chaetothyriales, Herpotrichiellaceae. Bases 1 to 1335 code for a protein of 444 amino acids. The transcript has a single exon.